Messenger RNA from Talaromyces marneffei, 1776 nucleotides. RefSeq lists its product as uncharacterized. Lineage: Eukaryota; Fungi; Ascomycota; Eurotiomycetes; Eurotiales; Trichocomaceae. Bases 1 to 1776 code for a protein of 591 amino acids. The record is from RefSeq and is a predicted model, not a curated record. The transcript has 2 exons.
AUGCGCUUCUAUCUUGGUCCCUUGUCGGCUCCAGAACACAAAGGACAGUUCCUUUUAAUAGUCCCGGAGGAGACACUUGAUGACUACUCUUUUACUGCCUAUUGGACUUUAGACGGAACGCCAGACUUUUAUUCCGGCACCUUCUCAGAUAUCCAGUUCGAUAAUGUGAGCCGGUUCCCGGUCAAAUCAGUUCAUCAUGGAGAAAAGGGUAGUUUCUUUUUUCGAUUCAACUACAUCAGCGAAACGAUACUGGAUGGUAUCACGAUGGAAUUACAUUGGGACGGUCAGAGUAAUGCCGUAGCUACCCUUGAACCAUUGGAGGCCGAAGAUUUUGGCGGGUCUCAAGGUGGUCCUGAGUCAUCCAUUUACGCAGGAAUUCUGUCAGGAUACCCGGAAACAGAUGGCAGGCUAUUCAUUCUCACGAUACCGUGGGAUAGUGCAGAUGAGGAGACGGCUAGUAUUGCCCUCUUCUCCCUUUCGGAUAGUGCAAGGUCCCCAGUUCAUCCUCAAAUUGAGCAAGACAGUGUGGUGUUUGAGACCUGGCAACGGCCACAACUCGGCAAGGGGAGGUUCACUGCACGGUCUCCGCGCUGGGUCCUAGAGGGCGAGAGUCGCGACAAUGAUAGAACUGCCCUACAUAUAUGGGUGAAACCAUGUCCGACUCUUGCAGCGGAAAAUGGCUCCCAGGUAGAAAUAGACACCGAAACAAUGUCAUCCGAUCCAGUCAGGCUGUCUCUUAUCUCCGGGCCAUCGUUUUGGUUUGUUCCCAUAGCCCUAACUCUAAUCAACGAUUCUGGCCAGACUUUGCAAUACUGGACUGCCCGAGGAGAUCCCCAUAUAGCUGAGGAUAUGUUCAAUCUCGGUUUGGAUGUUCUCUCAUUCGUUGCUCCCAAUUGGUCGCCGUCCAAGUUGGUGGGAAUGGUGACCAAAGGCAUUGAUGUUGUUCAAAAGAUCAGAGACAAGGUCAAGACUUUAGUGAAACCUUUUUCACUAGAGGGGGCAAAAGGUACUGUAUUAUCGAGCAUCGACUUUUUGCAAAGAAAGACGGGCAAAAUCGGGGAAGUGGAGCUGCUAGAGCAUAGUCAAAGAGUUACCUUCUGGGACUUUGAUGGAACAAUUAGUGGCACCAUUGUAAUGUCCAUAACUUGGUUUGGCUUCGAUCGAGAAACCAGUAUCUUAACGUUCUAUACGGCGAAAAGAGAGUUCAAUAAAUUGCAGAGUCAACAAGUGAAGGCCAGUGACCUCUUCGACAGGAAACGUGACUUCAAGGGGAGCGAGAGACUGAAGCGGGUGGGUAAAAUGAAGAGCAAAUUGCCGGAUCCAUGGGAGCGAAGCGAAAAGUCAAUAAAGCUGGCUCAAUCAGAUUUUGAAUCUAACUUCCAUGGCGAAAAGCUUGCGAGUUUGACGCUCACCAAGGGAGUUGGCAACAUGGACAAUCUGUCGAACGUACCUCCAGUCUGGCCAAACGGGAUUAUAUAUGACCCGGUAACCACAGAUUGCUAUAAGACAACAUUUGAUUGGAAGUCUGCAGACGUUUCUGGAGACCAGCCGGUGGGCUAUCUGGAUAGCAACGAUCUAUUGUUCAUUCAGGGGGAUGACGACGAAUACCCUGCCGACGAUUGCUCCCAGUUCGAUACCAGGGGAACAUUUGUCAAAGACUACUUCUUCCAAUCAGACACGGGCGACAAAGAGCAGAAUGAAGCUCUAUCCUUCUCUAACAAGAUAGUGUUUCUGGAGUACGCGUAUAUCGAAGAAGGCAACAAGAACAGUGGAUAA